AUGGCCAGUCAAUUCGAUGUUACCGUUAGGAGCCAAGGCAUAUGCAUGGACAGUCAUCGUUGGGUCAUCACCAACAAACCAUCUCAAAUAUCCAUCGUCGUUGUCGUUCAGGUACUCGUAGGCGUAUUUUUGGAAGCGGUGUGUGGAGUUUCCAAACUGGUACCAGGUUGUGUUCAAUGUUGUUGUUGCCGAAAGAGCCUGUUGAUAAGGUCCACCGGUAUAUGUGUUGACGGAGGUGACAGAAGCAUUGUAAAUUUCCACAAAGUUGUAAUCUGGGUAAUACCAAAUAUCCAUAGGAGCCAGCUGAAGAGACUGAGAAGCAACACCGUUUCCGGCGGUAGUGUCGACUUCACCUUCAAUGAUAUCGAUUUCAGGCGCGCCUCUUCCAACACCUUGGUUAGGAUGGUCCUCGCCGUUACAGACACCUUCGGUGGUAGCCAUGUAUCCUGGACGACCAAGAUUACCCAUAGACCACAUACCUGGCCACAGUCCACUGACGUUACCGUAGUUUGGGAAUUUAGCAGAAACUUCCAUAACACCUUGGGUAAAGCACAUUCUGUUCCAGGAGUGAAGCAUACCGGAUCUGUAGAACAGGUUGUGGUUCUUGAAGGCGUCCAUACGAAGCUGCAAAGUACCGUUGGAGGUGGUCACAGCGUCGGGGUCGUACCAUUCAAGAUCCUGAGUAGCGGCGUAAUGGAAAUCAGGAGCGUACCAGAACUGGUCAUCACCAUCGUAGAAAGUACGUCCCUCAGCAGCAAAUUCAUCACUGAAAACGAGAGACCACAAACUACCAUCCUUUGCUUUUCUGGUCUUUGCGCUGUCUGGAGUGUCACUGUCGACCAAAGAUGUUCUAAUGGCACUGAGCUGUGGAUACACGUAUUCCGACAACACGGUGUAUGUAUCAUGAUAAGGCUUGCUGUCCAAGUGGUCGGUAACUCCUGUGAAGGUAAGAGCGGGCCAGACAACGAAAAGACAUAA
Messenger RNA from Ogataea philodendri, 978 nucleotides. RefSeq lists its product as uncharacterized. NCBI's taxonomy places the organism in Eukaryota, Fungi, Ascomycota, Pichiomycetes, Pichiales, Pichiaceae. The transcript has 3 exons. Bases 1 to 978 code for a protein of 325 amino acids. The record is from RefSeq and is a predicted model, not a curated record.